Molecule: messenger RNA, 798 nt
Organism: Aureococcus anophagefferens
Lineage: Eukaryota; Pelagophyceae; Pelagomonadales; Pelagomonadaceae
Exons: 2
Biological process (GO): intracellular signal transduction; protein phosphorylation
Cellular component (GO): cytoplasm
Molecular function (GO): protein serine/threonine kinase activity; ATP binding
Source: RefSeq, a predicted model, not a curated record
AUGGGCGACUACCGCUUGGGCGCGACGCUCGGCGUCGGCUCGUCGGCCGUCGUCCGGGAGGGCGUCGACGAGCGAUCGGGCGAGCGGCUCGCGAUCAAGAUCGUCGACAAGAACCGCGCGGCGCGCUACAAGAUCGUGCGGCGCCUCAACAACGAGGUCGUGCACAUGCGCGCCGUCGAGCACCCGAACGUCGCGCGGCUCGUCGACGUCGUGCACGCGCGCGCGGGGCUCUACCUCGUCCUCGAGCACGGCGGCCGGGACCUCUACGGCUACGUCGGUGCCACCUUCCCGAACAUGGUCGUCCCCGAGCCCGUGGCGCGCCACGUCGUCAGCCAGCUCGUCGCGGGCUGCUGCGCGCUGUCCGCGCGAGGCGUCGUGCACCACGACGUCAAGUCCGAGAACGUGCUCGUCGCGCCGGGCAUCGAGGACGGCCAGGUCGCCGCCGUGCGGCUGACGGACCUGGGUAUGUCGGAGACCUACGAGCCGGGCCAGCGCGGGAAGGCGUUCUGCGGCUCGCCCGGCUUCUUCCCGCCGGAGAUGGUCGCGGCCGCCGAUUACGACCCGUUCAAGGUCGACGCCUGGUCCAUCGGCUGCGUCGCGCUGGAGCUGCUCCUGGGGCGCCACUCACGGGACGACCCCGCGGAGUUCGCGGUGGCGCUGUCGUCGGCGCUGGCGGACCUCGCGGCGGCGCUCCGGGCGUCGCCGCUGCCCGCGGAGGCGAAGAGCUUUCUGGAGAGCGCGCUCACGGAGGACCCGGACGACCGGCCCGCGGUCGAGGAGCUCGCGGGCCACCCCUGG